AUGCUAUAAGCAAAAGAAUCUAUUUAUAUUACUGAUUGGUGGUUAAGUCCUGAAAUGUAUUUAAAAAGACCAGUUGAUAUGAGAGAAUAUGGUUAAUCAAAUGAAAAUAUAAAUACUAGACUUGAUAAAAUAUUAAAGAUAGUUGCAGAUAAAGGAAUAUAAGUAUUAGUAUUAUUGUAUAAUGCUAUAUCAUUUGUUUUAGAAAAUGAUCCAAAACAUUCAAAAUUAUAAUUAGAAAGCAUGUCUCCAAAUAUUAAGGUUUUAAAACAUCGAGAUCAAUUAUAAGUAUUUUUUUCUCAUCAUGAAAAAAUGGUUUUAAUAGAUUAAUAUAUUGGAUUUAUGGGAGGAUUAGAUUUAUGUUUUGGAAGAUGGGAUAAUUAAAAACAUUUAUUAUUUGAAGUUCAUCCAUUUGAAUAAUUAUGGCCAUAGAUUGAUUUUUCUAAUUCUAGAAUUCGAGAUUUUGUGGACGUAAAAAAUUAUUAGAAAUCUCUUCUUAAAGAGAAUGAACCAAGAAUGCCUUGGCACGAUAUAGCAAUAUGUAAUAUGCGAUUUAAUUAUUUAGAAAUAAAAGGAGAUUCUGUUGUUGAUUUAUCUAGACAUUUCGUUUAAUAUUGGAAUUUUGUAAUGAUGAGUAAAUAAAAAAGGUAAGGAUUACUACAUUCAAAUGAUUUAAAAAUGGAAGGAUUUGUUUCUACUAAUUAAUCAAAUAUUUCUAAUUCUAAUUUAAUAUAUACAGGUAGAACAGAAACUCUUAUUUAGAUGAAAUAACCCAUUCUUAUAGAUAAUAGAAAAACUUAGGAAAUUUAGAUAGAAAUGAAUCCAACUAAUUGUUUUAAUGAAUAGUAAAAUGAAUUAUCCAAAUCUUCUUAUGCAUAAUAAUUUAUUUAAUAAUAAUAAAAAGAUUACUAUAAUUUUUAAAUUUAAGAAAAUUAAAAAAUAAAAAUAUAAGAAGAUGAUGAUGAUGAUAAAUACUAUUACAUUUUAGAAGGUAAUAAAUAAUAUUAAGAGAAACUCAAAACUAAAAUAAAAAAAGAAAAAUAAAACCUAAAAGAAUAUAAGAAUAUUGAAGGAAUUUAAGCACAUAUUAAUCUUGAAUUUUUUAUUCCUCAUAUUGAGAUCAAUAAUGACUAAAGUAAUUUUAUUUAAUUUAUUGAUAGAAAGUUGUAUAACUCAAUUGUUAAGAUCAUCUAGUACAUGGUCUACUGGAAUUAAAAAAACUGAAAGAUCUAUUGAAAAUGCUUAUCUUUAACUUAUUCAAGAAGCUAAACAUUUUAUAUAUAUUGAAAAUUAAUUCUUUAUAAGUUGUACAGCUGGUAGUUCUGUUAAAAAUUCAGUAGCAAAGGCUUUAAUUUUUAGAAUAAAAGAAGCUCAUGAAAAAUAACAAAGAUUUAAAGUUAUAGUUUUUCUUCCUCUUCUACCAGGAUUUGAAGGAGAAAUAGAUCAAUCUAAUUCUACUGUUCUUAAAUUACAAUUGCAUUAUGAAUAUUAAACCAUAAGUAGAGGUGGUUAAUCAAUAAUUGAAUCAUUAAAAUAAGAUGGAAUUAAACCAGAAAAUUAUAUUUAAUUCUUUGGUCUUAGAUAACAUGAAUUAUCACCAUAACCUAAUUCAAUACCUACUACAGAAAUUAUAUAUAUUCAUUCUAAAUUACUUAUUAUUGAUGAUGAAAUUGCAUUAAUCGGAUCAGCAAAUAUUAAUGACAGAAGUCUAUUAGGAAAUAGAGAUUCUGAAAUUGCUAUUGUUGUUUAAGAUUAAAUUAAAGUUGAUGCUAUCAUGAAUGAUUAACCAUAUUAAGCAUCUAAAUUUGCACAUACUCUUCGUACAGCACUCUAUAUGGAACAUUUUGAUAUGCCAUAUCAAAAAGUAAUUGAUCCUUUAAGUUUAUAAUUUGAAAAAGAAUCUACAGCAUAAGCGAAUAUUAAUACAAGAAUUUAUAAAUAAAUUUUUGCUUGUUAUCCUCAUGAUGAUAUUAAAAAAGUAUCAGAUUAUGAAGAAGUAUUAUAUUUUUUAUUAAUUUUAGUUUAAAUCAAAAAGACAUAUCGAAGAAUAUGAAUAAUUAAAAUAGUUCCUAAAGGGACAUGCUGUUGCAUUCCCAUUAUUAUUUUUAUGUGAAGAAAAUUUAAAAGAAUAUUAUGGUCCUGAAAUAAUCCACACGUGA
Molecule: messenger RNA, 2156 nt
Organism: Paramecium sonneborni
Lineage: Eukaryota; Ciliophora; Oligohymenophorea; Peniculida; Parameciidae
Source: the annotation of a GenBank genome assembly